Molecule: messenger RNA, 4989 nt
Organism: Wasmannia auropunctata (little fire ant)
Lineage: Eukaryota; Metazoa; Arthropoda; Insecta; Hymenoptera; Formicidae
Gene: Flo2
Product: flotillin-2
Exons: 8
Coding region: 92-1348 (418 amino acids)
Biological process (GO): protein localization to plasma membrane; regulation of myoblast differentiation
Cellular component (GO): plasma membrane
Source: RefSeq, a predicted model, not a curated record
GUAAAGAAUUACUCAUCCGUUAUCGGGACUGACCUACUUAUUGCGAUACUAGGCGUGCAUUUAACGAUCGUCCGGAAUUACAAGCUAAUCGAUGACAUCGUGCCAACGUUGUAUCCUAGAAAGAGGAUGCUGCGGUUCCAUGAGGAAGAGGACCAUCGUCGGCGGAUACGCAUUCACUUGGUGGUUUGUCACCGACGUACAGCGAUUAUCGCUAGAGGUGAUGACGCUGAAUCCAGUGUGCGAGAGCGUGGAAACGGCUCAAGGAGUACCGUUAACAGUCACCGGAGUAGCACAAUGCAAAAUCAUGAAGGCCGAUGAAUUGUUACACACUGCCAGUGAACAAUUUCUUGGGAAAAGCGUUCACGAGAUCAGGUCUACGAUUCUGUCCACUUUAGAGGGUCAUCUUCGAGCUAUACUAGGAACGCUCUCCGUGGAGGAAGUCUACAAGGAUCGAGAUCAAUUUGCGGCUCUCGUGCGAGAAGUCGCCGCACCGGACGUUGGUCGCAUGGGAAUCGAGAUCCUCUCGUUCACGAUAAAGGAUGUUUACGAUGAAGUUCAAUAUUUAACAUCGCUCGGAAAAGCUCAGACGGCUGCCGUUAAAAGAGAUGCUGAUGUAGGCGUCGCCGAGGCAAAUCGAGAUGCUGGCAUUAGGGAAGCGGAAUGCGAAAAGUCGGCGAUGGACAUAAAAUAUAAUACCGACACGAAGAUAGAGGACAACGCGAGACUGUACCAAUUGCAAAAGGCUAAUUUCGAUCAAGAAGUAAAUACAGCGAAAGCCGAGGCUCAAUUAGCUUACGAGCUUCAAGCGGCAAAGAUAAAACAGCGGAUACGAAACGAGGAGAUACAGAUAGAAGUUGUGGAAAGGCGCAAGCAAAUCGAAGUCGAGGAACAGGAGGUCCGUCGAAAGGAGCAUGAGCUCCAGAGCACAGUGCGAUUACCAGCCGAAGCUGAAUUCUAUAAAAUGGGAAGAAUCGCCGAGGGAAAAAGAACUCAAACUGUAAGUGCAGCAAAAGCCGAAGCUGAGAAAAUUCGAUUGAUUGGAGAGGCCGAGGCUCACGCUCUAGAAGCUGUCGGUAUAUCGGAGGCCGAACGCAUGCGAAUGAAAGCAAUGGUUUACAAAAAGUACGGCGAUGCAGCGAUACUCAAUAUCACUCUGAAUGCCUUGCCGAAGAUCGCAGCCGAAGUCGCGGCACCAUUAGCGAGAACGGAAGAAAUUGUACUUCUCGGCGGAAGCGAUGCGACCAGUGGAGAACUUACGCGUCUCGUUGGACAAGUACCUCCAGCUGUACAAGCGUUAACUGGAGUAGACCUUUCCAAAGUGUUAGGAAAAAUACCAGGCGCAAAGUAAUGCCGAACAAUGUGAAUCCUGGGACGGCGAUCAGGCGAUUAAAUUUGGAAUAGAUUUGAAGAAGGGGCAAAAUCUAUACUGCCAAAGGUUUUUCUGCUAUUCUGUCAUCUAUCGACGACACACUCUCCGCUUUUUCUUCUUACCCGAAUUUUACUCUACCUCAAGUCCAUUCGAAGCAGCGCCGCGAAUUUUUUUUUCUUUAAUCCCUUGUCGUGUGAAUAAAGCCAUUCGAGUUGCUCGCGUCGUACUCGCACGUUCCUUGUCUUAAAUACGAUACAUAUGUACGUGUGCAUCGAUAAUGUUGCAUUUUAUUGGUGUGAUGCCGAUGGUGUAAUCGUGAUUUAGGGGACGAGCGAUUUAACGCAGUUUUGAAUUACAAAUUGGGUACACGAGAAAGAUAUAUAUUCACACACAAAAAUGCGACAAUCCUCUCCAAAGGUUUCGAUAUAUUUUAUUUUUUCAAUUAUAAAUAUUGAUCGUUUUCGAAAUUUGUAAAAAGAAGCACUGCCCGUGGCCGUGCCUAAGAUAGAAACGAUUAAGAAUGUAAUGCAAAUACAACUACUACUUGCUACUGGAAUGCAUAAAGUGACGCGAAAUUUACACGGUGUAAAAGAUAUACAGAGUUUUAUUUAUCAGAAAGAUAGGGAAUAUUUUAAUGUUCGUUCAUUUCUAUAGAUAUAAAUCUUUAUCAAGUAGCAUUGCAUGCAUUUUACUGCGUAUCAGGGAACUAUUUGUUACCGCACCAAGCAAAUUGGAAGAACGAUAAGAAAAGAAAAUCACUGACAUCGAAUGAGUUCAUAUACUUGAAACUCCUAAUUACGGUACACAAAAUUGAUAACAAUUGAAUACUUGAAAUGGAAAAUAAGCCUAAUAAAUCACUGCCGUGUCAAAAAUCCAUUUUGCUCUUCUUCCACAACUAUAUUUUCUAAAAUAUUUUGCGACGAAUUAUAAUAAAUACUUUUGUUUUGAUAGAUUUUAAAGUGUGUGUGCGUGUGUAUUACACACACACACACACCCAUAUAUAUAUUCUUGUAAUUCAUAAUACAACCGAAAAAGGGUCAAUUUUAGAAAUGCUAGCAAACAAGCGCUUCGCGUGUACGCUAUUUAAUGUUUUGUACUUCAUUUUUACUAUUACACUAUAUUAACCUCAAUACACAAUUAUCAAAGCAAUGCAAUAACAAUCGCUCACACAAAGUAAAUGCAAGGAGAUAAUUAAUCGUAAUCGCGAAAAAGCAACAACAAUACACUUUGAGAGAUGCGAGUAUCAAUAUUGUGCAUUUUUUCGGAAUGAAAAACAAUCGCGGCAAAGAUCGCUGAAGAGACAUAAAUUUUUCAUAUCUAAUAUCAUUUUUCUUGAUGAUUGAAAAAUGAAUAUUGUAUAAAAAAAUUUUCUCUAUCUUUAUUUUCAGCUUACUAAAUAUACGUCAAUAUAUACACUUGAUCCCCUUUUUGGUUGUAUAACGGUUAUUGUAUUAUGAUAAAUUUAUUUUACGCUAAGGAAAAAAAUACCAAAUUGAGUUACUCGACGAGAGAUUCUAUCGAGUUUCGUAAACCAUUAUUUAUGUAAUAUCAAUAAUCAAUUUAUGCAUUCCAUUUGACUCGUUAGAAUACAAUGAAUACAGCCACACACUAAUCACUAUAUAGACAUUCUCAAAGUUUGAAUAUAAUCCACAUGAUUAAGAGUGUUUCGAUAUCAUUGUGUUCAACAUAAUUAAGUGAUUUAACAAAAAGAAAAAAGAAAAAGUAAAAGAAUAGAUGUUUAACGCGAUUUCAGUACGUGCGCGAUUUGCCGCCACCUGUAAUCGCUGUACAUAUAUUUAGUCACGUAUGUAUAAUAGUCGUAAAGAGUUUCUAUUAUCGUGAAACAGAAAGAAGAGGAAAGCGCGCUACGCGAGCGCAAUUUAAAGAGAAUGCUUAAUAUACAUUACGUCGUGAUAUAUUCUCGAUUGACCACGCAUCGGAUUCACAGCAUUAAAACGAAAAAACGGUAUUUCAAGCUGAACAAGUGCCAAUUUAUACGAUAUCGAUUUCCUGGGAGAGAAAACUGGAUGAUCUGAAUAAAAGUUCGAUAUUAUUUUUUACAGUAACUUAUUGAUUACUGUAUAUGCGCAAAUUAUGAAUCUAACUAACAUAUAUAGCCUCGUAUUACCUCGUUUCUUCAUUUAUUUCUUGAAUGUUUUUAUAAAAACGAUAAUUUAAUUAAAAAGCAAGUUAAACAUAUUUUUCUUAUAUUGUAUUAUAGAUUUCUAGAUUUAUUCUAUACUUAUGUGUUUCAAUUUUAUGACUAAAGCGACUUAUAAAUUUACGUAGAAUGUGAGAAAUGAGAUGCUAAAGCAUAUGUAGAGCGGACACAUUUAUCACUUGUUCUUGUGUCUCUCAUCACUCAAGUAUGUACAACUAUUUUUACAUUGCUUACGUAUAUUUAAUAAUAUUAUUUUAUAUAAUAAGUAAUAGCAUUUCACAAUUAAAAAUGUUCAAUGUGUACAUGUAAGUAAUAUUUCUUCAUCAAUAUUUGUUGUUAUUGAGAAGGAAAAUCAAGAGAUAUAAGAUUAUUAAACAGAAAGGUCUUCCCAAAACGCUUAAUGCAAUAGAGAUCAGUACAAAAAGAAAUGUCAAAGCCUCCCUGUCCAAAGUUUAAUAAGAAACAAUAACUUGACUAAACUUGAUUGAAACUCUAGUGUCAUCCAGCAGAAAUUUUUCUCCUAAGAUGUAGUUGCGAUUUUUAAUAGCUGUCAUAAAUUAACUAAACGCAUCUUUCGCAUCGAUAUCGUUUCUGAAGCGUCAAAUUAAAAUAUGAAAUAUUUCUGUAAUCUCAGAGAAAUGAAAGAAAUAUCACUAUUAUAAAAGAUAUUAAUCUAUUUUUUUAAGAAUUUAGUGCAAGUAAAACCUCUUUCUUUUCCGAUGAGUAGUCAAUGCGAGAAAGUACAUACAAUGUAAACACAUACAAAUUUAGAAUAGUUACGAAUUUUCGACAAAUCCGAUCGGCUUAUAUUAUAAUCGACGAUAAUUAUCAUCGUGCCAGAAUCAGAUUCUUGCGAGGCGUCCAAUCUGGUUUUUUUUUUUUUUUUUUUUUACAAUAACAUGAACCAUGCAUAGUAUUCCGAUUUCUGUCGAUAGGAGAUACCUAUACUUUUAAGUAAAAUAUUCCUAAUAGACAGUUAAAACAUUUAUUGAUGUCUUUGAUCUAAUAUUAAUUGAUUACAUAUUAUUAAUGUUAAUAUUGAUUGAAUACAUACUAACACAUACUAACCUUGUUUACAUAUAUUUUAUUGAUGAGAUGUACUUUUACUAAUACAUACUUGUAUCUAUUUUUAUCUUUCUCUCUUCCACAAAGAGAAAAUAACGCUUAUAUAACAAUCGUGAGGACGUUUCGCAUUAACCGUGCCCUUGUUAAGCUAAGAGAAAGAUCGUGUUCGUCGUUUGAGUCUAGUUAAAUCAAAUUGCAUUUAUGCAAUGUGGACAAUGGAUAUUAGGCCAUGUUGAGCCAUUUGUUUGGUAUUUAUGCGAAAGAUACUCUAUUUGAAUUUUCUUUAAUAUUAAAACAAAUCACGAAAAAUUUUUUGCGGUGAUGCACAAUGUGUUCUGUAUGGUAUAGUGCUCUAUUAUGUAGUACUUUGAAAAUUAAAUACAAUUAUGCUCGA